This is a messenger RNA of Ylistrum balloti, 642 nucleotides long. RefSeq lists its product as uncharacterized. The coding region runs from base 1 to 642 and encodes 213 amino acids. NCBI's taxonomy places the organism in Eukaryota, Metazoa, Mollusca, Bivalvia, Pectinida, Pectinidae. The transcript has 3 exons. The record is from RefSeq and is a predicted model, not a curated record.
AUGCCAGCUAAAGUUUGGUGGCCAGGGAGAGUGGCACAUGUAUGCACAGAUCAUGAUGAAAUCACCAUAUUUAUAAAAUCUGAUGAGGCAGAGCAGAUGGGAAGUGAUGAAACUACUGAGCAGGUUCACAGGCAGAUGGGAAGUGAUGAAACUACUGAGCAGGUUCACAGGCAGAUGGGUAGUGAUGAAACUACUGAGCAGGUUCAUAGGCAGAUGGGAAGUGAUGAAACUACUGAGCAGGUUAACAGGCAGAUGGGAAGUGAUGAAACUACUGAGCAGGUUCACAGGCAGAUGGGAAGUGAUGAAACUACUGAGCAAGUUCACAGGCAGAUGGGAAGUGAUGAAAUUACUAAGCAGGUUCGAAGGCAGAUGGGUAGUGAUGAAACUACUGAGCAGGUUCACAGGCAGAUGGGAAGUGAUGAAACUACUGAGCAGGUUCACAGGCAGAUGGGAAGUGAUGAAACUACUGAGCAGGUUCACAGGCAGAUGGGAAGUGAUGAAACUACUGAGCAGGUUCACAGGCAGAUGGGAAGUGAUGAAACUACUGAGCAGGUUCACAGGCAGAUGGGAAGUGAUGAAACUACUGAGCAGGUUCACAGGCAGAUGGGUAGUGAAGAAACUAUUGAGCAGGUUCACAGGUAG